Molecule: messenger RNA, 1485 nt
Organism: Aspergillus luchuensis
Lineage: Eukaryota; Fungi; Ascomycota; Eurotiomycetes; Eurotiales; Aspergillaceae
Exons: 2
Coding region: 1-1485 (494 amino acids)
Source: RefSeq, a predicted model, not a curated record
AUGGUGUGCACAAGGGCCCAAUACAGGGCUCGGCAACAAGCACAGGAGAAUUUCUCAUCUUCCAACUUUGACGGCCUCUCCCAAGAGAUCUCGUCUCCGAAAGCUCCUAGGACCCUUGAAAGCGCUGAAAUGCCUAGAAACAUCGAAACCCCGGGGGGCACUAAGACGCCCGAAACUACCAAGAUGCCCCCAAUUACUGAUGUUCCUGACGAACAUGGAACUCCCGCGAACGCAGAGGCCCGCGAAGAACUCGAGAUGCCGGAGGACACUGAGAUAUCCAUCCCCAGAACUGCGAGACAGGAGCUGGAUGACCAAUUACACCCUCUCUACUCGUAUGACUUUCUAACCAGGGAUCAAUACCAGGCUAGAGUCAGAUCCGCAGAGCGUCUUUUAAAUACUGGAAGUGAGGGCUGGGAUAUGGAGCCGCCACAAAUCCGACAAAGAUAUCAGAGGUUGAGGAUCCGACUUACUUCUUGGAUCCUCUACUUUGUGAACAACGACGUCGGGAGUUUACCAAGCGCAAAAACAAACCUCAUCAUCGCCAGUCUGGAGGGGUAUUGUGUCAAGAAGGAUUGGACCAUCCUGCAAGAACAAUUGCCAGCUACCGUUCACAAGCGCCUUGGAACUCUCUUCGCUGAGGCCCUCAUCAACAAGUUCAUCAUGGAGAAGAUCUUUUCGAACCCAUUUUGGUACCUUGACGGAAAAUUGGAUCUCGCAGACCAGGGAGAAGAUGAAUGUUUCCCAACAAAGCUGCAUUAUCUCUAUCAGCGGUUCUUCAAGAGUGAGUCCUACUUUCUAACCCAACGUUUGCAACCCUCUGGAAACAACAAACGCACCGACUGGCUAAUUCGACAACGAAUGAGCACACAAAUGGCGACCAUAAGCUUUGGACAAGAAAAUGCCAACCGUCUCACGGCUCGCGCACCCUUUCUGGUUGAUGAGAUUCUGGCUAGUGAGCCACUCAGCCUGUUACUCAGAGGGCCCUUGACGAAGGAUGAGGCCCUCGAGCAGCGAAAUCAUCUUAUUAGUAUUUUCGAACAAGCCAGCACUGUGAUGCUUACCUGUGAAGCAUAUUUGGGUGGUCAUUUUGCGAUUCAACUUCUGCCAGAACUUGGACCGUUGUAUGACUGUGAGAGCGACUACAUGACCUUCCUCGACUAUGAUCCGGAAAGUAGUAGCGACAAGUCCACAAUGGAUGGCCGUGAAAUAAUACUUGUAGUACGCCAGGGCAUUGUCUAUUCACACAUGGUGCCUAACAUAGCUUCUGACUACGAUUCUAUAAGCACCAUUGUUGAGAAGGCUACAGUAGUGCUGGCAGAACAGACCAGCACAAACGAAAAGGCGAAGGGCCUAGAAGGGGAUCCAGGCAUCGAAGCUGCCGACAAUGAUGAAGGAAGGGUAGACCCGGAAGCCUUGAAGCAGACGCAUUUGGGGAAUACAGCUUCUGGACGGGGUCAUGUAAUGGUAAUUAAGGCAUGGGAAUGA